UUGGUCAAGCCAAGGACCAACAGGCCAAACCAAAGGUCAGCUGGGCACCCAAGGGGGCAACAGGUCAAGCCAAAGGUCAACAGGUCAACUCAAGGGUCAACUGGGCACCCGAGGGGGCAACUGGUCAAGCCAAGGGUCAAGUGGGCACCCAGGGGUCAACUGGUCAAUCCAUGGGGCAUCUGGUCAACCCAUGAGUCAAGAGGUCAAUCCAGGGAUCAACCGGGCACCCGAGGGGGCAAGUGGGCACCAAAGGGUCAACUGGUCAACCUAAGGGUCAACAGGUCAACUCAAGGGUCAACUGAGCACCCAAGGGGGUAACUAGUCAAGCCAAGAGUCAACUGGGUACCCAAGGGUCAACUGGUCAACCCAUGGGGCAUCUGGUCAACCCAAGAGUCAAGAGGUUAAUCCAGGGGUCAACAGGGCACCCGAGGGGGCAAGUGGGCACCAAAGGGUCAACUGGUCAACCCAAGAACCAACAGGUCAAUCCAGGGAUCAACUGGGCACCCAAGAGGGCAACAGGUCAAGCCAAGGGUCAGCUGGUCAACCUAAGGGUCAACAGGUCAACUCAAGGGUCAACUGGGCACCCGAGGGGGCAACUGGUCAAGCCAAGGGUCAAGUGGGCACCCAAGGGUCAACUGGUCAACCCAUGGGGCAUCUGGUCAACCCAUGAGUCGAGGUCAAUCCAGGGAUCAACUGGGCACCCAAGGGGGCAAGUGGGCACCAAAGGGAUCAACUGGUUAAGCCAAGGGUCAGCUGGGCACCCAAGAGUUAACUGGUCAACCCAAGGGGUCAACUGGGCACCCAAGGGUCAACUGGUCAACCCAUGAGUCAAGAAGUCAAUCCAGGGGUCAGCUGGGCACCCGAGGGGGCAAGUAGGCACCAAAAAGUCAGCUGGUCAAGCCAAGGGUCAAGUGGUCAAGCUAAGGGUCAAGUGGUCAAGCCAAGGGUCAGUAGGACAGUUACUGGGCAAUGGGUCAAUUCAAGGGGGCAAUUGGUCAACCCAAGGGUCAACUGGGCACCCAAGGGGGCAACUGGGCACCCAAGGGUCAACUGGGCACCCAAGGGGGCAAGUGGGCACCAAGGGGUCAACAGGUCAACCCAAGAACCCCCAGGUCAAUGCAGGGAUCAACCAAGCAACCAAGGGGGCAAGUGGGCACCAAAGGGAUCAACUGGUCAACCCAAAGGGUCAACCGGGCACCCAAGGGGGCAGCUGGUGACGGGGGCGUCCCCGCAGGGCGAUGGGGCCGGGCCGGGUGCAGAUCUCGUUCCCGCGGCACGCGGCCGCGCUGCUGGACUCGCUCAACCGCCUGCGCCUGGAAGGGAAGUUCUGCGACGUCUCCGUCCACGUGGGCGGCCGCGUCUUCCCCGCCCACAAGAGCGUCCUGGCGGCCGCCUCGCCCUUCUUCCACGACAAGCUGCUGCUGCAGGACGGGGGGCGGCUGGCGCUGCCCCCCGCCAUCGACGCCGGCGCCUUCGAGGGGCUCCUGCAGCUCAUCUACUGCGGCCGCCUGACGGUGGCCGCGGAGGCGCUGCCGGGGCACCUGCUGGUGGCCAGUGGGCUCCAGAUGUGGCACGUGGUGGAUCGCUGCUCCCAGAUCCUGCGCCAGGUGGAGGGCGGGGGGUCUUCGCUGCCGUGGAGCGGCCGCGGCGGAGAGGGGACCGUCCGUGGGCGUGAAGGGUCUUCGUCGUCGCCGUCACGGACCGUCCACGGUCAUGAAGGGUCUUCGUCGACAUCGUUGCGCGUCAACCGUGGCCACAAAGGGUCUUCCUGGUCGUCGUCCGCCCCCGGUGGAGACGCCUCCGCCCACGCUCUUGAUGGGUCAAUCCGUCAUCUCGAGGGGCCUUCCAGUGUCACCCGUGGUGGGGACGGGGCUUCCUCGGUGUCCUCGUGGACCGUCCGCGGUCGGGACGUGUCGCCGCGCGUCGGCCGCGGCCGCGCUUCUCGUGUCAAGCGCGGCAGCGAAGGACCAUCCUCCUCCUCCUCCUCCUCCUCCUUGUGGCCCAUCCGUGGUGGGGACGGGAGCACCCACGGUGGUGUUGGGUCCGUCCAUGGUGGUGUUGGGACCGUCCAUGGUAGAGUUGGGUCCAUCCAUGGUGAUGAUGGGACCAUCCUUGACGGAAACGGGACCAUCCACGGUGGAGUUGGGAUCAUCUGUGGUGGCGACGGGAUCGUCCGGGAUGGAGUUGGGAUCAUCGACGAUGGAGAUGGGACUGUCCACGGUGGAGUUGGGAUUGUCCAUGAUGGAGAUGGGAUCAUCCACGGUGGAGAUGGGACUGCCCACGAUGGAGUUGUGAUCGUCCAUGAUGGAGUUGGGAUCAUCCAUGACAGAGUUGGGAUCAUCCACGACGGAGACGCCUCCACCCACGCCUCCGACGGCCCUUCCUCCUCCUCCUCCUCCUCAUGGGCCACCCCCUCCGCCAACCCGGCGGCCACGGAGGAUCUCCCCCAGCUCCGCGUGGAGGAGGACGAGGAGGACAAGGCGCCUUCUCCGCCGCCGGCCCCCGCCGGGGAGAUCCUUCAGAUCUGCGUCAAGGAGGACGAGGAGGACGAGGAAGACCCUCCCAACGUCUCGCCCGUCAAGCAAGAGCCGCCCGACGCCGCCGUUGACGCCGCCGUUGACGCCGCCGUUGGCCAACCCAACCGGUUGGGCGCCGCCCUCCUCCAGCAGCCCGGCGGCUGGAAGCCGGUGGACCUGCACGGCAACGAGCUGCCGGGGCGCGGCCGCGGCCUCCACGCCCCGGUGAAGCUGGGCCCGGCGCCGGCCGACGGGAAGCGCUUCGGCUGCGCCUGCGGGAAGCGCUUCGCCGUGCGGCCCAAGCGCGACCGGCACAUCCUGCUGACGCUGAGCCUGCGGCCCUUCGCCUGCGGCGCCUGCCACAAGCGCUUCAAGCUCAAGCACCACCUCACCGAGCACAUGAAGACCCACGACGGCGCCCGCGGCGCCUGCCAGGGCUGCGGGAGGAGGUUCCGCCUCCGCUCCGGCCUCGCCAAGCACCGCCCGCUCUGCCCGGCGGCCGCGCGGUGGCCG
Molecule: messenger RNA, 3029 nt
Organism: Corapipo altera (White-ruffed manakin)
Lineage: Eukaryota; Metazoa; Chordata; Aves; Passeriformes; Pipridae
Product: zinc finger and BTB domain-containing protein 9-like
Exons: 3
Biological process (GO): regulation of transcription by RNA polymerase II
Molecular function (GO): DNA-binding transcription factor activity, RNA polymerase II-specific; RNA polymerase II cis-regulatory region sequence-specific DNA binding; protein binding
Source: RefSeq, a predicted model, not a curated record